AUGAUGAACACUGUGGACUAUGAAAAAGAGGAAGCCUCUAAUUUGCAAAAAGAAUUCGAAUGGGUGUUGAACCAAGAAGUCCAUAAGGGUUUAGAUCAGAUUCAUCAAAUUCUUGUGGAAUGUGCAAGAAGGUUUCCUGUGGCACUAUAUGGUCAUGACAACUCACAAAGACAGGACAAAUUUAUUCUCUCAGUUCCAGCUGACCAAUUGAAAUGUGUUGUUACUUUAACAGGGGACAGUAUCACACAUGCUGAUAUCAGCUUUAAGGUUGCCAGACAAACAACUUCCACCAUGGUUCGCACAACCAUUCAAAGUGAACAUCCCUGGAAGUUACAGCAGGUUCAGGAUGCUGCAAAUCAUCUCCAACAAGCAAUUUAUCAUAUUGACGAUGUAGGCAAGCACUACAAUUUCAAAUCAUCAGACGAAGUUCUUCAUAUAUUAGGCAAUAUACUAGGAAGUUUGCAAAGGGGCCGUACUAGUCUCAUAGUACCCAAGAAAAAAAGUAUUUAUGAUCUUCUGAAGAGCCGAAAUAUGACAGCUCUUUCACCGCCUUUGGCAGAAGAUCUAGCAAUAAGUUUUUACAUACAGAGCCACAAGUUGGUGUUCGUUAUGUAUCAAUUGAUGAAUAAUCAGGGUGUGAUGACCCCCGAUCCAACGCCGGCAGAGUGUUCAGUACCUUGGCUCAACGAAGUGUUGGUUCUUUUCACUGUAGGAUUGCAGCUUUGUCAGCAGCUGAAAGAUAAGAUCUGUGUUUUUUCACAGUACAAAGAUUUUACUGUCGGUUCAAGACCUAGCAGCCCGUCACAAUGCUAA
Molecule: messenger RNA, 813 nt
Organism: Phaedon cochleariae (mustard beetle)
Lineage: Eukaryota; Metazoa; Arthropoda; Insecta; Coleoptera; Chrysomelidae
Source: the annotation of a GenBank genome assembly